This is a messenger RNA of Verticillium dahliae VdLs.17, 1620 nucleotides long. RefSeq names its product high-affinity glucose transporter RGT2. Gene Ontology annotation, cellular component: membrane. Gene Ontology annotation, molecular function: carbohydrate:proton symporter activity. NCBI's taxonomy places the organism in Eukaryota, Fungi, Ascomycota, Sordariomycetes, Glomerellales, Plectosphaerellaceae. The transcript is spliced from 3 exons. The coding region runs from base 1 to 1620 and encodes 539 amino acids. Gene Ontology annotation, biological process: transmembrane transport; carbohydrate transport. The record is from RefSeq and is a predicted model, not a curated record.
AUGAACGACUCUGAGGAUGCAGUUCACCAUCGUGAAGUCGACCUCAGUCGCAUAGAAGCACCAUCGACGCACAAGACCUACGUCAUCUGCGCCUUUGCUGCCUUUGGUGGCAUUUGUUUCGGGUACCAAACGGCUGUUAUGUCCGGGCUCCUCGGCACCCCUUACUUCAUCGAGUUCCACAAGGCGCUCAUGACCAGCAUUCUGGCUUGUGGUGUUCUGGUAGGAGCUCUCGUGGCUGGUGACAUGGCAGAUACGUUCGGACGGCGAAAGAAUGUCAUCCUCGGGAGCCUGGUUCUCUGUGUUGGAAAUGCUCUGCAGAUGUGCGCCGAACACCAUGUUGUACUGUUCGUGCUGGGGAGGCUGAUCGCCGGCCUUGGCCUUGGCUUCAUCUCGGCCGUCAUUGUCAUGUACAUUUCGGAGAUUGCCCCUAAGCGGUGUCGAGGGGCAUUCAUAGCCGCGUAUCAGUUUUGUAUCAGCUUGGGGGUUCUGCUGGCCAACUCGGCCGUGUACUCGGCCGAGGGUCGAGACGACAGCGGCGCGUAUAGGAUCCCGAUAGGCGUCCAAUUCCUGUGGGCUAUGAUCCUCGGGGUUGGCCUCGCUGUGUUGCCCGAAUCGCCUCGGUACUUGAUCAAGAAAGGUCGGAUUUCGGAAGCCAAGAGGGCCUUGGCUCGCGUCCGGGGACAACCUCUCGACUCUGAAUGUGUGCAGGAUGAGAUCGCCGAGCUAGUUGCCAGCCGCGAGUACGAGCUGUACCUCAUCCCUCGCACCAGCUACAUUGGCUCCUGGCUCCUGUGCUCCAAGGGUCCUAUACGAAACGGCAGCAGUCCUAUUCGCCGCACGAUACUCGGUAUGUCCAUCCAAAUGAUGCAGCAGCUGACGGGGAUCAACUUUAUAUUCUACUUUGGCGUAACGUUCUUUCAGCAACUGGGCUCCGUUGACAAUCCGUUCCUCAUCGCGCUCAUCUUCACGCUGGUCAACGUCUGUUCCACGCCCAUCUCCUUCUUCACCAUAGACAGGUUCGGUCGGCGGCCUCUGCUCAUCUACGGCGCCAUUGGCAUGAUCGUCAUCCAAUUCAUGAUCGCAUGCAUCGGCAUCACGGAGGGACGGCGCGACCAAAAAAACCUCUUCGCCGUCAGGGCCAUGAUCGCCCUCAUCUGCAUGAACAUAUUCUGCUUCGCCAUCACGUGGGGGCCAACGGCCUGGGUGGUGGUCGGCGAGUCGUUCUCCCUGCCCAUGCGCUCGCGCGGCAUCGGCAUCUCGACGGCGUCAAACUGGUUCUGGAACUGCGUCAUCGCCACGUGCACACCCUUUCUCGUCGGCGGGGACAAGGGCGAGGCGAACCUGGGGCCCAAGAUCUUCUUCAUUCUCGGCUCGACCUGCUGCCUCUCUCUCGCGUUUGCGUACUUUUUGGUGCCCGAGAUGAAGGACUUGUCGCUGGAGCAGAUUGAGAUGAUGAUGGAUGAGUCGUCGCCUAGGUGCUCGCCCGCGUACAGAGUGCUGAAGGGGUUUACCCAGAUGCGUGGCGACAGGGUGCUGCGCCAGAUGCGGUCUGUUUCUGCUGAUUGCGAGAGCAGCAAGUUGACGCCGCGAUCUCAUGUGGUCGAAGAGGGUGGGCGGUAA